Drosophila subpulchrella is the source of this 2539-nucleotide messenger RNA. Its product is annotated as ankyrin repeat and death domain-containing protein 1A. Gene Ontology annotation, molecular function: protein binding. Bases 905 to 2008 code for a protein of 367 amino acids. The transcript is spliced from 3 exons. NCBI's taxonomy places the organism in Eukaryota, Metazoa, Arthropoda, Insecta, Diptera, Drosophilidae. The record is from RefSeq and is a predicted model, not a curated record.
GGUGUAGUCCCACACGACGACCAACGAGUCCCUCAACGACCACCGUGGGAAGCUUCGUUCGGUCGUUCUCCAUUGCACAGAGCCGAAGGGAAGAAAGGCACAUACAUAAGUGUGGCGGCGCAGGGAGACCGGAACCGGUGCGGCAAAUGCUAUAAAGUGUAUCCAAGCAUCAACAAGGCCAGCCACUGCCCGUGCAGGCCGGAGGAGCUGCUGGUGCACUGCCCGGACUGCAACUUCAAAUGCAAGUUCAUGAGCCAGCUUACCGCGCACAAGGGCGGCUGCCGUCGACGCCGGGCCCGCACUUUGGUUGCAGGUCAACUCACUCACUCAUCCACAGGCGCAAUCCCAUUCAUCCGCCAUCUGUACUGCGCUCUGCGAUCUCUGCAUCGAGACCCUCACAAGCUUGAACGGAGUCCACUUACGCCAACUGGACCAGGAGCAACGAGCAAACCUACGUCCUUUACAUUUUACAUUCGCGCACCGGGGAUCCACCAUAUUGAGAAGUGCUAGGGCUGCCGAAACCGAAACCGGAAACCGAAACCAUCGUUACGUGUUACGUGGAAGUGGCCGUACGCCGUACAGCAACAUGGUCACCCAAGACCACCCGUGGACGCAUUCUCCAACGUUUAGAACAGCUUCAGUGCCAACAAUUUUUCCUCGGCCCCAACUUUUCAGGAGCCCAAAACCAGAACAAGAUAAAUCCCGGGCGGCAGGGUCACACCAAUGACAUGUCAGAGUGACCAAAGUGGGCGAGAACUAAGCAAAAAUAAACAAACAAUACACAGGAAAAUAGCAGCGCGUGCCUGGCCAGAGAUUUUUCGCCGCAGGACCGAGCACCGGAACCAGGACCACAGACGCAGUGCAUCGCGGACAACGGGGGACGCAAUCCGAGUAAGAGCGAGACAUGGCUGCGGCCACCAACAACGAUUCCUCCACCUCCGGCGUGGAGGCCAAGGAGGAGGUGGAGAUGUCGAUGUCGAUGCCGAUGUCGUCGCCCAUGUCGAUGGCCAUGGUCCUGGCCAGAUCGACGCCGAUGGCCAUGCCCUCUGCCAGCGCCUCCAAGGGUAUUAUGAUAACGCCGCCGCCGCCGGCGAUGCCGCCCACGCCCACCUCGUCGCCGAAUACGCACGGCGAGUGGCCCCACAUGAACAUCAACCUCAACCUGAACCUUAACCUGAACAUGAGUUCAAACACCAGCGCGAAUGCAUCAUUCCAGCUGAGCAGAGACCGGGGCGAGCACUUCGCCCUGCCGCAUCUGCCGCCCCUGCCGCUGAAUCCCAAUGCCCCCAAUGCCGAGUAUCUGCCCAGCCUGAUCCAUCCGAGCACUCUGCCCUCGGGCAGCAAGAGCUUCAAGAUGCGUCCGCGUAUGCAGCGGCUGAAGCACUCCUACAGCUACAGCAACAUAAUGGUCCAGUCGAAUGGCCGCAAGCUGCGCACAGCCGCCUCCACCUGCAACAUCGAGCUGCUCAACCGCAUCCUGGAGGGUGGGGCCAAUCCGAAUGCCGCCGAUGAGUACAAUCGCAGUCCCCUGCAUCUGGCCGCCUGCCGUGGCUACAUACCCAUUGUCCAGCAGCUUCUGAAGUACGGAGCCAAUCCGAAUGUGGUCGACUCGCUGGGGAAUACACCGCUCCAUUUGGCUGUGAUCUCGGCCAGCUCCAACAACUUCAACAUUGUGGUGGGUGUGCUGCUGCAGGGCGGAGCCAGUGUCCAUAUGUACGACCGCAGCAACAAAUCACCGCUGGAGUUGGCCGAGGCCAAGCUAAGAUUGCUCCGCAAUCGCUACGAUCAUCCCACGCCGGAGACGGCCAAGAUCCUGGAGGACAUGUGCAUGCUGACCACGCUGAUCUUGCGCUACAUGGUGAAGCAGCAGCGCGAGCUGGAGGAUCUCUCUGCGCUGGAGAAGCGCCUGCAGAACCUGAGCACCAGCGAUGACCAGGAGCAGGUCGUGUCCCAGACCGCAGACGAGCUGCUUGCCAGCGUCGAGCGGCUGUCCAUCAACAACAAGUAGAUGGAACGGACGCUGGACGCCAAGGGAACCACCCAUCCGCAGGCGGGUCCAAAUUGCGUUCGAUGAGUUGAGAAAAAUUUGUUUAUCGUUUCCUAAUUUGGCUGCCGUUGAGCUGGAGUUGGCAUCGCGACGAGCAGCUGGGGGAGGAAGGGGUCCUGAUUGCGAUCCUGAUCUCAUCAAGCUGCCAAAGGCGACCAACGCUCUCAAACACACACAAGCACACACACCCACACAAACAAAAGAAAACACACAUUGUUUCAUGCGAUCUUUUAUUAAGUAUUUCAUUUAAGGUUCAUUGUUUACACAAUCAACAAACAUGAUUACAUUUUAAGCUUUACGUUUAGCGCGCCAAAAAAAAAUCAAGUUAUGUAAUAAUGAUGCAAUCGCAACUCAAGAGGACACCUAACAAUUUGCUACAUUACAUAUAACUAAAUGACUACAUUACAUGGAAAUCGUUAAGUGUCUAUUGUAUACUACAACAAAAAACCAUAAGCGUGUAAACACUCUCUGAACAAUAAACGAAAAACCAAA